AUGACUGAAAUUCUAAUACUUAUUAAGAUAUCUUUUCAGUUACAAUGGAUAAGUACAUUUUAUUACUUAUUAUAUCUAUCUCAGCCUAUUAAUAUUUUCUGUAAUUCUGUGUUCACAUCUAUCUCUUUAUUUAUAUAUCUAUCUAUCUCUAUUGAUAUUGAUCUAUUUAUCUAUCUCUGUUCAUAUCUAUUUAUCUCUGUUCACAUCUAUCUAUCUAUUUCUGUUCACGUCUAUAUAACUAUCUAUUUACCUCUGUUCACAUCUUUACAUCUAUCUCUUUAUCUAUCUCUGUUCAUAUCUAUCUGCCUGUCUGUCUAUCUAUCACUGUUCACAUCUGUCUAUCUAUUUUGUUUCACAUCUAUUUAUCUAUCUAUCUCUCCUUGUUCAUAUAUAUAUAUAUAUAUAUAUAUAUAUAUAUAUAAAUAUAUAUAUAUCACUGUUCAUAUCUAUCUAUCUAUCUAUCUAUCUAUCUAUCUAUCUAUCUAUCUUUCUUUCUUUCUUUCUUUCUAUCUAUCCAUCUAUCUAUCUUUGCCCAUAUCUAUCUAUCUAUCUAUCUAUCUAUAUAUAUAUAUAUACACUUUCUAUCUAUCCAUCUAUCUAUCUUUGCUCAUAUCUAUCUAUCUAUCUAUAAAUAUAUAUAUAUAUCAUUUCUCGGAACAACAGAAUUCUUCAUGUCCCGAAAAUAGAUUUACAAAACAAGCACUGAACAUUCUGUCUAUCAAACUUACCAAAUUAUAA
This is a messenger RNA of Acanthosepion pharaonis, 738 nucleotides long. NCBI's taxonomy places the organism in Eukaryota, Metazoa, Mollusca, Cephalopoda, Sepiida, Sepiidae. The record is from the annotation of a GenBank genome assembly.